Saprolegnia parasitica CBS 223.65 is the source of this 783-nucleotide messenger RNA. RefSeq lists its product as hypothetical. NCBI's taxonomy places the organism in Eukaryota, Oomycota, Saprolegniomycetes, Saprolegniales, Saprolegniaceae. The record is from RefSeq and is a predicted model, not a curated record. The coding region runs from base 1 to 783 and encodes 260 amino acids. The transcript is spliced from 2 exons.
AUGUCCGUCGAGCGCAAGCGGGCCAUUCGCCAGCUGCAGCGCGAGGUCUAUGACCUCGAGUGCACGCUGCGAGCAGGCCGACGCAGCCAAACGACACAGCUACCGUGGGAAGACGUGGCGGUCGCACUCAAAAACGAUUUUUUGGCGCUGGUUGCCGACCACCGGGCGCUCAAGCGGCGCGUCGACGACCAGCGCCAGCUCCUCGCGCAGAUGCACACAUGGGUCCACCGCAACCUCCGCGCGGCGUCCGACGACCCGCAUGCCGCGACGUGUCUUCUUCGCGGCUCCACGGCAUCGCGCGAGAUGGCGCUCGCGUGGCUCAUUCGCCAGCAGUACGAGCACACGAUGGCCGUCAUGGGGAAGCACGUCUACCCCCUCGACCCGACGACCGAGCUCGUCGACAUUGGCUAUUCGUUCGGCGACACCGACGACCCGAAUGCAUUUGCCGUGCACGUCACGACACAGUCGCUGCUACCGUAUGCGCUGCCGAUUGCGGCCGCCGGUGUCUGGGAGGCCGAGCGGUCGUUUCCCGCGGUCUUUUGUGCCGCCGACACCAACCGCAAGCAUGUCACGCGCGACCUCUGCGUCCGCGGGCAAGACGUCGCCUACACCCACGAGGCGAUGGCGCUGUCGCGGGAGUCCGUUGUCGCCGACACGGUGCUCUUGGGGCGCCUGAAUGUGAGCGCGACCCGGACCAUCCUCGUGCUGCGAACGAUCGGCCACGACGACGCGCACCCGAUCGCACCGCGGUCGUGGCGCUGUCCCGUGUUCCAAUGGUACUAG